This is a messenger RNA of Onthophagus taurus, 775 nucleotides long. RefSeq lists its product as uncharacterized. Lineage: Eukaryota; Metazoa; Arthropoda; Insecta; Coleoptera; Scarabaeidae. The record is from RefSeq and is a predicted model, not a curated record.
UGCUCGAGUUGUAUGCGCCGGGUUCAUUUCAACUUCUGUUUACUUAUCGGCAAUUCCUUAUUACGAUCGGUACUCACACAUUCGGCGUUUUUAUCAGCGAAACAAUGAAAGUCUUAAACGUUUUUUCCACGUACAUUUUGUGUAACAUUCUAAGUCAUAUGGGUGUGACACCAACUUUAACUCCAUCUCCAACGCCUCAGGUUGUUAAAUUCUACCAAUUGAUGCAAAGGUAUCAAAAGUACAUGGAGAAUCCACUACCAAAAGAAAUGAUACUGUGGACAAGAGAUUUGUUACCAAAAUCUUUAAGAACUAAACGAGUUUAUCCAAUAUUCAUCAUUGCAAAUCAGUGUCCAGCCAGCGUUGGUUUACCAAAUUUCCAAAAGCCUUGUUUUGCCGCCAAUAGCAAACAUUUAAAAGUUCCGGUUGUUGUAUAUAAUCCAAAUCUAACGAAAGUUAUGCUAAAUGUCUCGGAUCACUUAAAAUGCGCUUGUGGAUCCAAAUUUUAUCCGAUAACAACUUCGCAAAUAAUUCAAACCAUUCUGCCUACAUUUCCAACAAAAAGUGAAACAAAUUCCGGUGAUGCUAUUUACUUCUCUAUAUUGAUUUUAAUUGUAAGUCAACUAUAUUUAAUUUAUUUAUUUAUUUAAAAAUUAAUCAAUUAGUUAUAUUUAUUUUGUAAUCCGCUAUGUAGUAUUUUAAUGUAGAGCAAAAUAUAUAAAUUUUUCUUUAAAAUAGCUUGUUUUUUUAUUUAUUAAUAUAUAAACUAACCUGUUAG